CGCGCAGUCGCGCUAAGUACGACCUGCUACACAUUGUUUAUUUUAUGGUCACAUACUUACAAUCUUAUACGGUUUACAAAACAAUAAACAUUGGUAGUAAUCGGUGAUGUCCUGAUGUGUGAAAAGGAGUCGAUUUGUUAAAAUCAAAUAAAUUAAAAACUGAGUGAAUAAUAAUCAUGGCUACGCAAAGCGAGGACGAGAAGAAAAAUAAAGUUUGCCAAAACUACAUGAAAGACGAAAAUUUCAACGACUCAUCUUUUAAUAAAUGUGGUGAAAUUUUAGAAAAGUGUAACUUAAGUGAUUCAUCUAGCGAUUAUUUAUCAACAUUGGAGGAAAACAAUGAAGGAAAUGUGUUAAACAUCAAGAGCGAAAAUGUUUGUUUUACCAACAAAAUGAUAGCUACCAAUAACCAACUGCAGCAAGACUUUUUGACUAUAGACAACAUUCUAAGCAAAGGACCAAACCAGUAUAACAAUAUUCAAAUCUACAAAUCGCAAAAUGUCCACAUCGGUGACGUUACUCACAUAAAUGGACCUGUUUACAUAAAUCACCUAACGCCAACAAUAAAUCAAAAUAUUGUAAUAAACACCAACACUAACAACGACGAAGAUUAUCCCAUUGUGGCACGUCGAACCUGGCUGGCGCAGCCCCCUUUGGAUCCCGACGAUGUCAAAUUCUUCAAAAAACCGCCGAAGUUUGUGAUAAUUUGCCAUUCGGCAAGCGAAGAAGCCUACACACAAACGGAUAACAACCUCCUUGUCCGUCUAAUUCAACAAUUUCACGUCGAAAGCCGCAAAUGGAACGACAUUUCGUACAAUUUUCUUGUUGGAGCCGAAGGAAGCGUUUAUGAGGGACGCGGCUGGAAAACCGUCGGUGCUCACACGCAAGGGUACAACUCUGUGUCCAUCGGCAUUUGCUUCAUUGGCUGUUAUAUCCAAAACCUGCCACCGUCUGUAGCGUUGCGUAAGGCCAAGGAGUUGAUUCGGUAUGGAGUCAAGAUUGGGGCCAUUUCGGAAGAUUACACCCUUUUGGGACACUGCCAGUGCAGAAGUACCGAAAGCCCCGGCCGUCGCUUGUUUGAAGAAAUCAAGAGUUGGGAACGGUGGGACGGCAAGAUAAGUUUGGAAAACCCAUCUCCGUUGAUUGAGUGAUGUAAAGAAAUUUUUAUUAAACUGUGUCCACAAUUUACAAAAUAUUUUUUUUCUACAAUCGCUAUACAAAAUAAAUAUUUGCGCUUCGAGUUAGCAACGCAAAGUUGACGUUUUUUCAAAAUUGUCACUUUGUCGCUUUAAAGCAACAAAAUGUGAAAAAACGCUCGCUCUAUCAUUUUUUAUUGAAAUCAAAUGUCCAGAGAUUGAUGUAACUAGCUGUGGUAACUGUAGUAACAACGAAAAAUAAACAGUUUCUGAUUUUAAUAAAUUA
Tribolium castaneum (red flour beetle) is the source of this 1422-nucleotide messenger RNA. Its product is annotated as peptidoglycan recognition protein LE. Gene Ontology annotation, biological process: peptidoglycan catabolic process. NCBI's taxonomy places the organism in Eukaryota, Metazoa, Arthropoda, Insecta, Coleoptera, Tenebrionidae. Gene Ontology annotation, molecular function: N-acetylmuramoyl-L-alanine amidase activity; zinc ion binding. The transcript is spliced from 3 exons. The record is from RefSeq and is a predicted model, not a curated record. The coding region runs from base 177 to 1151 and encodes 324 amino acids.